Molecule: messenger RNA, 2107 nt
Organism: Arabidopsis lyrata subsp. lyrata
Lineage: Eukaryota; Viridiplantae; Streptophyta; Magnoliopsida; Brassicales; Brassicaceae
Product: serine/threonine-protein kinase tricorner
Exons: 12
Coding region: 279-1826 (515 amino acids)
Biological process (GO): peptidyl-serine phosphorylation; intracellular signal transduction
Molecular function (GO): ATP binding; protein serine/threonine kinase activity
Source: RefSeq, a predicted model, not a curated record
AUGUAUAUUCUUCCAUACUCUAAAAAAAAAACUAAUAAAAUUGUCUAUUGUUGUUAAUUAAUUUAAUUAAAUUUUAAUAGAGGAGACAGCUUUGCCAGUUCAUCUCUGGUAAAUAGUCCACGUUCUGGCGUCUUUGGGAUUUCACCAACACCGUGACAGCUCCUUAGAUCUCUCCUCGAUUACUUCCUUUUUAAUUUCCAUGGCUCUCUAAAAUCUCUCUCUCUCUCUCUCUCUCUCUCUCUCUCUUACUUGUUUUACGAUCUCUCUGCCUGAAGACUAUGGACGGCGCCGAUGGAACCGUUCGCGUCAAACCUGGUCGCGGAUUUGAAACGGAGACGGAUGUUGCGGUUUCGUCGCCAGUGACACGUCAGAAAGCUGCUGCAGCUAAGCAAUUCAUCGAGAAUCAUUAUAAGAACUACUUGCAAGGCUUGCACGAACGAAUGGAGAGACGCAGAGAGUUUCAGAGGAAAGUGCAAGAAGCUCAGUUACCGGUUGAGGAACAAGAUGAGAUGAUGAGGAAUCUGGCACGUCGUGAGACCGAGUAUAUGAGACUUCAGAGACGUAAAAUUGGGAUUGAUGACUUUGAGCUUUUGACCGUUAUUGGCAAAGGUGCCUUUGGUGAGGUUAGAUUAUGCCGUUUGAGAUCUACAUCUGAGGUUUAUGCCAUGAAGAAAUUGAAAAAAACUGAGAUGCUUAGCCGUGGACAGGUUGAGCAUGUCAGGUCCGAGAGGAACUUACUUGCAGAAGUUGACAGCCGUUACAUUGUAAAGCUUUUUUACUCUUUUCAAGAUUCUGAAUGUUUGUAUCUUAUCAUGGAGUAUCUACCUGGGGGUGACAUCAUGACUUUACUCAUGAGAGAAGACAUUCUUUCUGAAGAUGUUGCCCGUUUUUAUAUUGCGGAGAGCAUUCUUGCUAUCCAUUCAAUUCAUCAACAUAACUAUGUUCACAGGGACAUCAAACCUGACAAUUUGAUACUAGACAAAAGUGGUCAUUUGAAGCUUUCGGAUUUUGGCUUAUGUAAGCCACUAGAUGAUAAGUAUUCUUCACUGCUUUUAGAAGACGAUGAAAUGUUGUCUCAGGAUUCAGAGAACCAGUCAGAAAAAUCAGACGCUGACAAAGCACCCUGGCAAAUGCCUAAAGAGCAGUUACUGCAAUGGAAGCGCAAUCGCCGUGCAUUGGCUUAUUCAACCGUUGGAACUCUGGAUUACAUGGCUCCAGAAGUACUGCUAAAGAAAGGAUAUGGAAUGGAAUGUGAUUGGUGGUCUCUCGGUGCAAUUUUGUAUGAGAUGUUAGUUGGGUAUCCCCCAUUCUGUUCUGAUGACCCCCGUAUAACAUGCCGCAAGAUAAUUAAUUGGAAGGUAUGCUUGAAAUUCCCUGAAGAACCAAAAAUAUCAGAUGAAGCCAGAGACUUGAUUUGUCGGUUGCUUUGUGAUGUUGAUUCAAGGUUGGGAACCAGAGGUGUUGAGGAGAUAAAGUCGCAUCCAUGGUUCAAAGGCACCCCAUGGGACAAACUGUAUGACAUGGAGGCAGCUUAUAGACCCAUUGUCGAUGGAGAACUAGACACACAAAAUUUUGAGAAGUUUCCAGAGGUUGAAGGAUCACCAUCCGAAGCACCACAAGUUGGUCCUUGGAGAAAGAUGUUGACGUCCAAGGACACCAACUUCAUAGGAUUUACAUUUAAGAAGUCAGACAUCACAAGAUCAAUGGAAAGUUCAGGUGCGGACAUGAAAUCAAAUGGAUCAGGGGAAGCCCCGUCGUUGAUAUCAUUGUUAGGUCGGAUCAAUAUGGAAGAAGGUGAAGGUGGUGAGUUAAACCACAAGACAUAGAGAAGAAAUACAAAUAUUAUUGAUUUUUUAUCCGUUUGCAGUUGUUUUGAUCAUAUGGCGGAGGCAAUGGAGGCGAUAGUAGUUUUUUAACCACAUCACUUAUGAUGGGUUCAUAAAAACUUCUAUUUCCCCCUCUCUUUUUUUUUUUUCUUUCUUUUCUUGUAACAUAUUUGUUUUUUUUUUAAUCUAAAAAAGAAACUGUAAAGCAUGGAAGAAUAAUUUCUUGAACAUUUUUACCCACAAGUUAUCAAUACAUCAAAUUGAAGCUCGCUUUUCUGCCA